GGCUAAGAUGUUAAUGCCCCAAGACACCCCCACCUCUUCUCUUUUCUCUCCUCUGCGUUUACCUCUUCUCUGCUCCCACUACUGCACUGGACUCCCAAACGUACACUGAUACACACACCGUCCAUCCAGCACUAUGAAGACUGUCCUGGCUCUGCUGAUGUUGGUAUGCCUGGCCUGCCACAGUCACGCACUGAAGUGUCACUCAUGCGUAGCGUCCAAUGAGGGUGAUUGUAUCAAACAAGGCUCCACCACCUGCCCUCAAUUCGCCGACGCCUGCUCCACCAUCACAGGACAGAACACGGUGAUGAAGUCAUGCUCCUACAAGGCGUUCUGUGAUAAGGCCCGCAAUGGCAACUCUGGAGCCAAGAUGGAGUGUUGUUUCUCGGACGACUGCAACGGGCCCCAUAAAGGCCACCGCCACGGGGAGCACAAUAACACAGCUAGUGGUCUGGGAGCCAGCCCUGCUCUACUACUUGGGGCUCUGAUGCUCCGCAUGGCCCUCAGCAGGUUCUAAACUCCUGAUCAUAUAUAUAUAUAUAUAUAUAUAUAUAUAUAUAUAUAUAUAUAUAUAUAUAUAUAUAUAUAUAUAUAUAAUAUACACACACACACGCACACACACAAACCUCUACUAUUCAAAACCAUUUAUCGAUUCAUCUCCUCAGUCAGCUGUGUCAGCAGAGUGCUGAUGAGUCAUGGUUUGGUGAAUCAUAUGGGGUUUAGGGGUUUAGUAGUGAAUGUGUGUGUGUUGCCUGUGGUGGGGGGUUCCUAAAAGCGCAUUCAACCAAGUUUAAAGACAUAUGGAACUGAUGUAUCAUACCAUAUGACUCUAUAAUGCAGUUGUGUGUCUGUAACCAGUCAUAUGUAAAAAAACGAGUUGUUUGAUUUGUUCAGUGAUGGACUGGAGCUCCUGCAGUGUCAGUAGACUCUGGGUGCAUGCAUCCAGGCUGGGUUUACAACUACACAUGUACAGUGAGCUCCAAAAGUAUUGGGACAGUGACACAUUUUUUGUUGUUUUGGCUCUGUACUCCAGCACUUUGGAUUUGUCAGGUGAACCGUUCAGAAAUUAAAGCACUUUUUGUACAUAUUCCCCCCAAAUUCUCUUAUGUGUAUUAAAGUAGUCAAAAGUUUAGUAUUUGGUCCCAUAUUUCUAGCACGCAAAGAUUAUAUGGUGGGCGGCAGGUAGCCUAGUGGUUAGAGCGUUGGGCCAGUAACCGAAAGGUUGCUAGAUCAAAUCCCUGAGUUGACAAGGUAAAAAUGUGUCAUACUGCCCCUGAACAAGGCAGUUAACCCACCGUUCCUAGGGUGUCAUUAAAAAUAAGAAUUUGUUCAUAACUGACUUGCCUAGUUAAAUAAAGGUUUUAAAAAAAAUGAGACUGUACAAACUUGUUGGAUGCAUUUGCUGUUUGUUUUGAUUGUGUUUCAGAUUAUUUUUGUGCCCAAUAGAAAUGAAUGGUAAAUAAUGUAUUGUCAUUUGAGUCACUUUUAUUGUAAAUAAUUAUAGAAUACGUUUCUAAACACUUAUACAUUAAUGUGGAUGCUACCAUGAUUACAGAUAGUCUUGAAUGAAUCGUGAAUAAUGAUGAGUGAGAAAGUUAGACACAAAAAUAUCAUACCCCAAGACAUGCUAACCUCUCACCAAUACAAUAAAGGGGAGGUUUGCAUUUUUUGGGAGUGUAUGAUAUUUAUGCCUCUAACUUUCUCACUCAUUAUUCAUGAUUAAUUCAGGACUAUCCGUAAUCAUGGUAACAUCCACAUUAAUGUAGAAGUGUUUAGGAACAUAUUCUAUUCUUAUUUACAAUAAAAGUGACUCAAAAAUGACAAUACAUUAUUUACAAUUUAUUUAUAUUGGGCACAAAAUAAUCUGAAACAAAACCAAAACAAACAGCACAUCCAUCCAACAACUUUGUAGAGUCACAAGCUUGAUGUAAUCAUUGCGUUCUAGGAAUAUGGGACCAAAUACUAAACUUUUCACUACUUUAAUACACAUACAGUAUAAGUGAAUUUGUUCCAUGUACAAAAAGUGCUUUAAUUUCUAAACAGUUCACACGAUAUGGUUGGUGGCACCUUAAUUAGGGAAGACGGGAUCAUGGUAAUGGCUGGCUCAGAAUGAGUGAAAUGGUAACAAAUACAUCAAACACAUGCUUUCCAUGUGUUUGAUGCCAUUCCAUUCGACUCCAUUCCAGACAUUAUUAUGAGCUGUCCUCCCCUCAGCAGCCUCCACUGGUUUAUAGCUGGGGCAGAUCUAAAAUGCCAGUAGCCUGUGUGCAUGUAUGAUACUAUUGGUUAGUGCUGAGCUCACAGUAGGCCUAGUGUUGGGCUUGUUCCCAUAGUUACCCCCUACUGUAUGUUACAGCACUCUUCAGCUUUCAAACAUCAUGAAUUAAACAGAAACGUAAACACAGAGACAUGUUUGUUCAUAUUGUUAUGCUUCAAUACUUAUUUAUAAAUAAACAUGCUAUUGCACCCUUA
Messenger RNA from Salmo salar (Atlantic salmon), 2469 nucleotides. RefSeq lists its product as uncharacterized. The record is from RefSeq and is a predicted model, not a curated record. Lineage: Eukaryota; Metazoa; Chordata; Actinopteri; Salmoniformes; Salmonidae.